Girardinichthys multiradiatus is the source of this 1884-nucleotide messenger RNA. Its product is annotated as heat shock 70 kDa protein 12A-like. Gene Ontology annotation, molecular function: ATP binding; ATP-dependent protein folding chaperone. Lineage: Eukaryota; Metazoa; Chordata; Actinopteri; Cyprinodontiformes; Goodeidae. The record is from RefSeq and is a predicted model, not a curated record. The transcript has 4 exons. The coding region runs from base 203 to 1720 and encodes 505 amino acids.
UCGGAAGUUGUGAGGGCGAGUACUUCCUGUUCGGUUGUUCACCACCUAAAGCAAUGGCGCUGUACUACACCCGCUGCCUUCAGCACCUCCCAAAAGUUUCAGUCAACGAUGUUUUCCGCUUGAUUCGAGCUUUAUCAUCAGCGUCACGCUGCAAAAAAAGAAAAGGGCUUCAAGUUUUACGUGUCGAAUUACAUUGACAACUAUGAAGGAACUCACCAGUAAUCUGGAGAUUAAAGCAGCCAAUGGAAGGUCUAUGAAGGCACUGAACGUUUUCUCAGAAUCAUUGAGGUUCCUUAAAGAAGAUGCCCUGAGAACUAUCAGCUCCAACACAGGGCAGAUGAAGUUCUUGGCCUCUGACUUCACCUGGGUGCUGACUGUUCCUGCCAUCUGGGAUCCUUCAGCUAAACAGUUCAUGAGACAAGCUGCAACUCAGGCAGGUAUUGUAACAAAAGGAACUGAGGAACAACUGGUGAUUACAUUGGAACCAGAAGCAGCUUCAAUCUGGUGUAAGAAGCUUCCAUCUGAUGGUUUCAUCACAGGGAACGACAUCAGCAAGUCACUGGAUCAGUGUCCAGGGACUCAGUACAUUGUUGUUGACUGUGGAGGAGGAACUAUUGACAUCACUGUUCAUAAAGUCCUGGAAGGAGGAGCCCUGAAGGAGCUGCACAAGGUCUCUGGAAAUAAUCUGGGAGGACAAACUGUGGACAGAAAAUUUAAAAAGUUUCUGAAUGAAAUAUUACCCGAUGGGGUCUGGGAUGAAUAUGUAAAAAACUACCCCAGUGCUGUUCAGAGAAUUAUGCAUGACUUUACCUUUCUCAAACAGACUGAUAAAGAUGUUCAGCUCAGUUGCUCAUACUCUCUGGGAUCAUUAGCUAAACAAAAAUCAGAAACAGAAAACUUUGUUAAAUCAGACCUAGGGGCUUCCUGGGAUGGUGAAUUCAUCAAAAUCUCAAGAGACAAACUGAGGUCUUUAUUUGAUGAAAGUCUGGAGGGCAUCACCCAGAACCUCAAGGAAAUCUUUAACUCUGGUCUUCACAUUAAAUACAUUCUGUUAGUUGGAGGCUACGCUCAGAGCCAGAUACUGCAGCACCACAUUACUGAUCAGUUUGGACACCGGUGUAAAGUUCUGUGUCCUUUCAGAGCUCAGGAAGCAAUUAUGAGAGGAGCUGUGGAGUUUGGUAGAAAUCCAAAGGUUGUGGUUUCUCGAAAAAGUUCCUAUACUUAUGGAUUUGCUGUUUGGGAAAAGUUUGAUCCGUCCAAACACAAAGAAGAAAAGAAAUGUGCAGCCAAAGGGGUGGAAUGGAGUCGAGAUAUUUUCAGAAAAUUGGUGGAAGAAGGUGAAGAUCUUGGUUCAGAUGAUACAAGAGAGUUCCUUUGUUCUCCAGCAAGAGCAGAUCAGACAGAGAUGAAAAUAAGAUUCUACAGCUCAGUAAAAAAAAAUCCAGUGUACGUAGAUGAGUGGGGAGCAGAGAUGGUUGGUUUAUUUCCUGUAGACACAACUGGAGGUGGUAAAGCCAAACUGGAAAUCAGGUUUGGCUCAACAGAGAUAACAGCUACAGGAACCAACCUGAUUAGUGGGGAGAAACAAACAAUCAAAAUUAACUUCAUGACCACAGACAGAGAAUGUCUUAUUGAUGACGAUGCAGAAGAUAUCAGUGCUGGGUCCAUCACCCAGAAUGUAGAUGAAUGUAUUUUAGAUGGUGCUGAUGAAGGAACAUGAACAUAUGUCACUUUUCCAUGAAUUUCAGUUUUGGCCAAGAAGGUUUAUCUAUUACACUGAAACAUAAAUAUUUGUUUUACCUUUAUUUGUAGACUUACAUUUUAUAAUAUAGUUUUAUUAGUUACUAGUUUUACUGUGAUUUAAAAUACAUAUUUAUGACAUUA